This is a messenger RNA of Bufo gargarizans (Asiatic toad), 822 nucleotides long. RefSeq lists its product as uncharacterized. NCBI's taxonomy places the organism in Eukaryota, Metazoa, Chordata, Amphibia, Anura, Bufonidae. The record is from RefSeq and is a predicted model, not a curated record. The transcript has 3 exons. Bases 1 to 744 code for a protein of 247 amino acids.
AUGCACCAGAAUAUCGAGUCCAAGAAAGGCCGGUUAGAUCGGCGGACUUCUAAGAGGGUGACCGUGAAGGUACCAAGCCGUGAAGCUGCGGCUGGUACACGGGUGCCAUCAGUGAUCCCAAGGCUCUGCCAAACAGCAGAUCAGUCUCCAGCUUUGUCUCCAAGUCACCAGAGUGACUGCAAUGGCAACAGAGGAAUAUGUAAGGACACCUCUCUACAGAAGAUAUCAGCCAACGCCAGAUGCCCGGACAACGCAUUAACCGAAAGCGUGGCUUUGCCGUUAAUCAAGAAAGGAGCAGGGAAGGUGACAGCUCUAAGCGUCCGAAAUACUGACAAGAGGACAGACCUUCUCCCGUCUCUGAAGGCUUCAUACACGAGGGGGAAGCAGAAGACUCAGCCUAUCCUUUCCAGUGAUAUGACGCCAUGGGUUAGAGCUUCUCCUUCCGAGACCUCGCUGACCUGUCUCCUUCAGAGCAUCCCCUCUCCAAAGACGUUAUCUGACAACAUGGCCGACAGCCGCCAAAGUCAGCGGGAGGCGGCUAACGAGGACGGCUGGAGCCUGAAGGCAAGUGCCCCUGAACAGCCAACAUUAAAAGACAAGGCUAAUGGCAGAGCUAAACCCAGGGGCAGAACCGGAGUGACCAAGAGACGGGCCUCUAAUAAAUUCCAUCACUAUGAAAUUACCCCCGGUCCCCGCAGUAACCGAGCUCAACUUCAGCCGCAAUUUCAGCUUUUCAUUCUUUGAGUUACCGCAAUACCAGAGCCCCCAACACUGGAUCCAGCGCCAGAAAUACGUCUUCAUGUUAAUGAGAAAGCUGCAAUA